AUGAGCAGUAUCGUCUUAGCAGGCUUCUUGGGUAAUCCUGGCACAGGGAAGACCGUGGUUGCCCGCAUCGUUGGUGAGAUGAUGGUGAAGAUGGGUGUGGUGACCAUGCCAAAAGAGCAACAGGAGAAGCUUGAGGCUGAGGCGAAGAACCGCAGCAAAGAGCUGGGUCACGAAGUGCCCACUGAGCUCGUCUUCCGCGAGGCCAGCCGCGCAGAUUUGGUGGCGCAAUAUUUGGGGCAGACAGCUCCUAAGGUCGAGCGUGCAGUCGAAAAUGCCUUGGGCGGUGUCCUUUUCAUUGACGAGGCAUACGCGCUCGUGCGCGAGGGAAAGGACACAUUUGGUCAAGAGGCGGUGGACACGCUGAUCAAGGAAAUGGAGGACAAGCGCAAGAAUAUCAUUGUCAUCCUGGCAGGCUAUGAGUCGGAAAUGGACACCUUCUUCGACUCCAACCCUGGCUUCAAGUCACGAGUUCCAUUCAGCUUCCGUUUCGAGGAUUACAGCUGCUCAGAACUUGGGCAAAUUGGCAACCUCGUGCUUUCUUCGCAGGGUCUCUCCGUUGCGCCAGUCGUCUCAUCUCAGCUGGUCGACCUGAUCUCCUUCGCGAGCGGCUGCUGCAAUGACAUCGCAGACCCCGAUUGCCAUCCAUCCCGGGACAACGGCAACGGCCGCACCGUGCGGAAUGUGGUGGAG
Messenger RNA from Symbiodinium pilosum, 690 nucleotides. NCBI's taxonomy places the organism in Eukaryota, Dinophyceae, Suessiales, Symbiodiniaceae. The record is from the annotation of a GenBank genome assembly.